Messenger RNA from Ipomoea nil (Japanese morning glory), 3827 nucleotides. RefSeq names its product receptor like protein 30-like. Lineage: Eukaryota; Viridiplantae; Streptophyta; Magnoliopsida; Solanales; Convolvulaceae. Gene Ontology annotation, molecular function: protein binding. The record is from RefSeq and is a predicted model, not a curated record. Bases 37 to 3087 code for a protein of 1016 amino acids. The transcript is spliced from 3 exons.
CAUUGCAAGAUUUCAUAAAACAUCUAUUCAUCCAUCAUGCUCUCAAAACCAAUAUUCCUACAACCUUAUUGUGCUGCUAUCAGAAUGUUGUUUACUACUACUACUACUACGCUACUUCCCCCCUUUCUUUACCUUUUCGUGUUUGUUUGCUUGUCUUCUUCUUCUUGUGCUUUCACAGAAAGAGUUGCAGCGAAAAACAACGUGAUAAGGUGUAUUGAGAGGGAGAGGCUUGCUCUUCUGGAUUUCAAACAAGGCCUUGUGGAUAACUAUGGAGUUCUGUCUUCUUGGGGAAGUGAUGAAGAAUGUUGCAAUUGGUUGGGUGUUCACUGCAACAACAACACCGGUCAUGUAACCAUGCUUGAUCUCAAUUCCUAUAAUAUUAAUUCAUAUCUGAGUUUCCACAAGGUUAGUCCAUCUCUACUUGAACUGAAGCAUUUGAAUUAUCUGGACCUGAGUUACAAUGAUUUCCAAGGGAGUCGUAUCCCUGAAUUCAUUGGUUCCUUUAAGAGAUUACGUGUCUUGAGUCUUAUGUAUGCCGGCUUCACUGGAACAAUUCCUCCGCAACUUGGGAACCUUACCAAUCUUCAAGUUCUAAAUAUUUCUGUAGAUUAUUUUAAUUUGAAAAUAAAAAAUCUUGAGUGGCUCUCUCUUCUUUCCUCUCUAAGGUCCAUUUAUCUCAGUGGUGUUGACAUUGAGUCAUCAAAAACCAGAGUCACCCUCCCUCCUUUCCUUGAGGAAUUACAGUUGCCAUUCUGCGGACUCGAUGUGUCUUUGCCUUUCUUGCUUAAUUCUUCUUCUCCAUUUCUUUCCGUUGUUGAUUUUUCUUACAACAAUAUCAAUGCUUCUUUGGUAUUCCACUUGUUGCGCAAUGCAAGCAAAAAACUCACUACCAUCGGCCUCUCAGGAAGUUACUUUGUAGAUACCAUUCUUGAUCAUGCAUUUGUAGAUAUGGAAAUUUUUGAGAACCUUUAUCUUGAUCAUAUUAUCACGGAGGAUGCUGGAAUUCCAAAAUAUUUUUGGAAUUUAACUCAUCUACGAAUUUUAUCUCUGUGUUGUAAUUAUCAAUUAAGUGGGGCAUCAAUUGCUGAAGUUUUCCAAAAGUGGCUCAAGGAUGCAGGGAAGUCUCUACAAAUCUUAGACUUAUCUGGGAAUCAAUUCACUGGUGAACUUCCUGCAGAUAUCAUCAACACCAGAUUUAAAUCUUUGAGAGAAUUGCGCGCACCUUUAAACCAGCUAAAUGGAUCAAACUUCAGACUACCUUCAAGUCUUGAAUAUUUAGAUUUGUCCAAUAACCAAAUUAGAGGACAAAUUCCUGAUCUAUCACAUGCUUUGUCCUUAAGAGUGCUACAUCUUUCUGAAAAUCAAUUACAAGGGGGUUUACCAGAAACUAUAGGGAAGCUAUCAAAGCUUAAUAAGUUGUAUGCCUCAUCAAAUUCAUUGGAAGGAGUUGUAACUGAAGCCCACUUUUCAAAUCUUACCCAUCUUCAAGAGUUAGAUUUGUCCUUUAAUGUAGCCAUGUCUUUCAAUAUGAGUAGUAAUUGGGUUCCUCCUUUUCAACUUUACCGCUUAUUAUUAGCAAAUUGUAAAAUGGGGCCUCAAUUUCCAAAAUGGUUGCACACUCAAAACAAAAUAGUUGAACUUGAUAUUUCUUCAAGUGAUAUUUCUGAUAUAAUACCCAAUUGGUUUUGGAAUUUCUCCAAGGGUUACGACUACUUGAAUUUGUCAUACAACGAGAUUGGUGGGAGAUUGCCUUAUUUACAAAAUGAGUCUUUUCUUCAAGUCAUAGAUUUGAGUUCUAAUAAUUUUUGGGGCCCAAUAUCUAUAAAUUCCAAAAAAAUUUCUAUACUUCACUUAUCAAGUAAUAAGUUUCUUGGGUUAAUUUCUUUCUUAUGUUCAAUUAUUAACUCCGGUACUACUUCUAUUGACCUUUCAUAUAAUCAAUUCUACGGUGAGAUUCCUAAUUGUUGGAAUAACAGCCGUUUAAAUUUAGCUAUUCUUAACCUUGCGAAUAAUAAUUUCUCUGGGAAGGUACCACAUUCUUUAGGCUCCCUAUAUACUCUUCAAUCAUUGCACUUGCGAAAUAACAAAUUUACUGGAGAAUUACCUUCCUCAUUGCAAAAUUGCACAUUAUUGAGGGUUAUGGACUUUGGUGGAAAUGAGUUUACGGGUAAAAUUCCAUCAUGGAUUGGAGGUUCUUUGACAGAUUUGCUUACUGUUAGUCUCCGGCAUAACAAUUUUUAUGGGGAAGUGCCUUCAAGUAUUUGUCAUCUUAAUAGCAUCCAAAUCUUGAAUCUUUCUGAAAACAUAUUGACCGCGAAAAUUCCACAUUGCUUCUACAAUUUCACUUACAUGAUGAAAAGUAGUAGAUCAAUUGGAAAUACUAUACAAUUUCUUAAUUCUACUACUUCCUAUGGAAAAUUUGGUUCCUAUAUAGACAAUAUUUUGAUUCAGUGGAAAAACCAAGAAAGAGAAUAUAGGAAGCAAUUGGGACUCUUAAAAAGCAUUGAUCUUUCAAGUAAUCAAUUGAUUGGACAUAUUCCUGAGGAACUUUCUUCUCUCAAAGGAUUAAUUUCCUUGAACCUCUCAAAAAAUCAUUUGAUUGGAAAAAUAUUUCCGACAAUCUAUCAGCUGGAAAAUUUGGAAGUCCUUGAUCUUUCUAGGAAUCAACUCUCUGGUGAAAUUCCAAUAGGUCUUGCUCGUCUGAAUUAUCUUGAUGUUCUUGACUUGUCGAGCAACUUUCUAUCGGGCAAAAUCCCCACGGGCACUCAGCUGCAAAGUUUCGAUGCUUCUUCCUAUGCCGAAAAUAUUGGAUUGUGCGGAGACCCACUUCCCAAAUGUUCUUCAUAUGUUCCUCCACAAAACAAAGACAAUGACUUUCAAGAAGAUGAUAGUUUUCUAAAUCAAGAGUUUUACAUAUCUAUGGUGCUAGGGUUCUCUCUUUUCUUCUGGGGAAUUGUAAUCACUUUAGUGGUAAAAGACUCUUGGAGAAUUGCAUACUAUAAAUUUUUGAAUGAUGUCAAAGAUUGGCUCUAUGUGAAAAUGAAGAUCUAUUCGGUCAGGAUGCAAAGAAAGCUUAGACGCAUAUGAUGAUUUGAUGAAGCAAUAAAAGAUUGAUUAUGUGCAAACUGGGGAUGAAUAAUAUGUGCAGCAUCACACACCAUUUGGAUGGAGCACUCUGUUUGAAGCUAUGUACCUUUCUUUCCUCCAGUUGUUUUGUAGAAACAAGUUUGUAUCUGAUUUUUCAAUAAUUUCUAUGUAUAUAUGUUACUAGAAUCCCUUUCUCAUAUUCUAAGAUAAUGUAUUAUCAUCAUCUUCUUCAUUCUAAGUGCUAAUGUUAUUGUGUUUGAUUGUUCUGCAUUUACAAUUCUGUUAAGAAACUACAUUAUUUCACCUAUUUUCAAAUAUGUUUUUCUUAAUUUCCUAGAGUGCCUAUGAUAGAAGAGGCAAUCUUUAAGGCAUCGGAGAAAAGGAGUUUGGGGCAAUUCAAGAACCAGGUUCCAUGGCUUCCACCAUGCAUGCAGUUGUGGUCACCACCUUUGCAAACCACGAGGUCGUGGUUAUUAAGUGUAUUCGCGGUGUUUUGGUCAUAUCUCAAUAUAGAAAUGUUUAAAUUUGAGAUAUUCCAAUAGCAUUGGAAAUAAAACUCAGAGAACUACAAUAACCAAGUAAACUAUAAAUCAUUAUUUAGAUGUUAUCUGAAUCAAAAAUAGUUUGAAAAUUGAAAUUGAUGGGCAAAGAACAACUACUCUUCCCACUACAAGCAUGGUAGGAAGUUGUGGUUACGUCUAAAUUUAGUUUAAAUAAAAAGUUAUUUAUCAUUUUAUGAA